CUGCAUGAUGGCGGUCCCCAUGACAGAUCCGGCACAUUGACUUGUAGGUGUGAAGUUUACCCUUUUCCUUCGUCCGCUGCGGGGACAUUUCAUCAGUAGAUUACCUGAACCGAAAUCAUCGUGAGUGAAUCCGAACUGAAUCUCAGGUCAUGGCGCUGCACAGACUGCCCUUCAGACUCCGGCACACGGUAACGCAUGUGAGGUCCCUGCAUACCAGUGGAUGUGGCCAGCAGCAGGAGGCUCUGGCUGGGGAGUCAAAGCAUGAGCCGUUUUCAGUUUUCAGAACACAGGAGAAUGAUCCAGUGUGUCAGUCACAGAACCAAAUCGGACAGUAUUUCACGCUGCCCUCUGCACAAAUCCGCACUCUGUUCCCUCACGGCCUCCCUCGGCGCUAUCAACAACAGGUGAAGACGUUUAAUGAAGCCUGUGUGAUGGUGAGGCAGCCGGCUUUAGAGGUCAUCUCUUACCUGAAGAAAGCAGACUACAGCCAACCCUCUCUACGAUAUGUAUUCUAUGGGUUGAAGGGCAGUGGAAAGACGAUGUCUCUCUGUCACACACUCCACUUCUGCUACACACAGGGCUGGUUGUUGCUGCAUGUCCCUGAUGCUCACCUGUGGGUGAAGAACUGCAGAGAGUUGCUGCCGUCCUCCUACAACACCUCUCGCUUUGAUCAGCCAUUACAAGCCGUUGAUUGGUUACGCAACUUUAAAAUCACCAAUGAGCAAUUCCUUCCAAAGAUAAAGACAACGCAGCGCUAUUCAUGGACAAAGAGAGAGUUCACUGAGGAGGGAAGUCCACUCGGGCAGCUUGUGGAUCAGGGAAUAUCUCGUGUGAAGAGCAGCAGUGAUGUGGUGGGGGCGGUGAUGAAGGAGCUGAGGGUGCAAAGCGGGCAGCCAGAGUCAGACUUCCGCCUGGCGGUGGCUGUGGAUGGUGUCAACGCCUUGUGGGGAAGAUCCACCAUCAUGAAGGAGGAUAAGAGCGCUGUGGAGCCAGAGGAGCUCACUUUGGUUUAUAACCUGAGAAAGCUGAUGACGAGCAGCUGGACUGGAGGCGCCAUCAUCACUACUCUGUCACAGACGGGGUCUCUCUACACUUCAAAAUCAUCCUACUUGCCUCAAGAGCUGCUGGGAGAGAGGGGGUUUGACUGCAUGGACCCGCUCAUCCCGGUGUCGGUGCCCAACUACAGCGAGAAGGAGUUUGAGAGCUGUUACCUCUAUCUUAUGGACCGCCAGUGGCUGCAGCACCCGCAGAGUCGAACAGAGGAAGGAAAGAAAGAACUCAUCUUUUUGAGCAACAGAAACCCAGCGAUGUUGGACAGAGUUUGUUCCUUCUUAUGAAGUUUGCAUAAAGACUUAAAACACACACAGGCACACACACAAAACACACAUAAAUAUCAUACACACAAAUAUACAUAAAUAGAAAUAAAUAAAUGUCAAUACCUUUAAUAUGUGUAAAUUUUGAUGCAUGUGUGUAACUUUGAUAAUAAAAUGUUGAAUAAAACUUCAAACUAAUA
Pseudoliparis swirei is the source of this 1513-nucleotide messenger RNA. RefSeq names its product death associated protein 3 (gene dap3). The transcript is spliced from 13 exons. Gene Ontology annotation, biological process: apoptotic process. Gene Ontology annotation, cellular component: mitochondrial ribosome; mitochondrial small ribosomal subunit. The record is from RefSeq and is a predicted model, not a curated record. Bases 150 to 1337 code for a protein of 395 amino acids. Gene Ontology annotation, molecular function: structural constituent of ribosome. Lineage: Eukaryota; Metazoa; Chordata; Actinopteri; Perciformes; Liparidae.